AUGUCAAAAGCGCCGAAUGGAACGUUUAGUGACGCACAGCUUCAGGCAGUCAAUGCAUUUACCGAGGCACACUCUCUGCUCGAAGUGAUGCUGAGGAAGUUCUAUGCGGUGGAGCGAAAAUCAGGGGAUCCCUUUUUGCUUAGAGUAGUAGUAGCUGGUAAAAAGAACGAAAAUGCCAGUCGUUCAGCCGGAUUAUUUCUGUCAGAACUCUUGGAUAAGGCGGUAGAAACUAGUGAGAAUCCUUUAUCUGAGAAAAGCACCACGAUGAUGAAGCCUUCCGGGUUGUUGAUUGAAUAUGAUACUCAUUUUAUUGAGCUUAUUGAAGGAGUUGAAAGGCACAUCAUCCUUUUUUUAAAGCUUUUGGAAAAACACUGCGCAGAAAAAGAAGAGGCUAGUUGUUCUGAUGUACGGAUAUUAUAUUUUGUUGAUGAUGUCCACUCUUCAUCAUCAGCCUCGUUUCAUUAUAUUGACAAGGUGCCUGCCAUGAGUACAGAGGACGAGAUUCAGGAGAAGACGGAGGAAGAGAUCGCUAACAUGAUUGUAGAGGAUCUUCAUAACUUAAUGAAGCUCUUGGAUAUGGCGGCAGGUGAACCAAGCAGCAAACGCAAAUUGUUAUUGGACAACCUUAGGGUUACUCAUCCUCUACUUUUCCCCCGCAUAUCAUCGAUCAACACAUAUCUAGGAGGGGAUCUCUGUCUUACACUUUCAGAGUGCGUUAGUUUGUUUGGAAAACUGCCAGAGUUGACAAGAGAUAUUGAGUUAAAUCAUCCUGUUGAAGACCCAUUAAAAUAUUGA
Molecule: messenger RNA, 795 nt
Organism: Trypanosoma conorhini
Lineage: Eukaryota; Euglenozoa; Kinetoplastea; Trypanosomatida; Trypanosomatidae
Exons: 1
Coding region: 1-795 (264 amino acids)
Source: RefSeq, a predicted model, not a curated record